CAAGCAGAGUACAGCACUUGGAUUCAUUCCGAGGUUUUCCAAAUCUGCAGUCAUGUUUCCAGUUCUGUUUAGCUUAUGCUUGGUUGGCAUAACCCAUGUUGCUCUUGCGAAUAAAGUUUGCCCUCGGCCUCCUGAAGUACCUCUGGCUACCAUCAACGUAAAUAAAGAAGCAUACAGUCCUGGAGAAGACAUUAUCUAUCAAUGUAUCCCAGGUUAUAUUCCCCAGUCUAGCUUAAGGAGAUACAGAUGUCAUUCAACUGGUAAAUGGCCUACCGUUAUAUUCAGAUGUACACCCAAGAAAUGUCCCUAUCCUGGACCCUUGAACAAUGGAGAAAUACACGUCACUGACCUCAACUACCUGAGUGUCAUAAGGUUUUCCUGUAAUACUGGGUUUGUUCUUGAAGGACCAACAAGCAGCCAAUGCCAGGCAGAUGGGAGCUGGAAUGCAAGCCUGCCUGAAUGCCAACCUGUGAUUUGCCAUCCACCUCCAGUUUCUGAAUUUGGAGCUCUCUCGUAUCAUAGAAUUGAGUCUGGAGAGGACUUUUUUUUCCAAGAGACAAUCCGAUUUAGCUGUCUGUUACCUUUGGCACUGUUUGGAAGUGAAACAGCUACCUGCCAGGCUGAUGGAAGCUGGACUGCAUUACCUGAAUGCAAAUCUGUAGAAUGUCCGCCUCCAGAACCAAUAGAACAUGGAUUCAUAAACUUUGGUCUUCGUGGUAUUUUUCAUUAUCAAAAUACUGUGCAUUAUGGUUGUUAUGCACCUUACACUAUGGAUGAAGCUUCAGAAUCAAGGUGUGAGAAAACAGGAACUUGGUCAAAUAAACCAACUUGCAAAGCACCAUGUAACAUACCAGUGGGAAAAGCGACAGUGUUAUACAAUGGGCAGAAAAUAAAGGUGAAAAAACUUAAGCAUAUACAACAUGCUGAAACCAUCUGGUAUUUCUGUAAAAGUAAGACAGAGAAGUGCAGUUAUAAAACACCAACCCAAUGCAUAGAUGGUCAACUUUCAGUUCCUGACUGUUUUGAAGAAUACAGCUGGAUUGAAUCCUUGUUCAAAACAGAUCCAGCAGACAUGACUCCAUGUACAAACUAACUGAAGAUAUCAUCUCCCUGUCUGCCAUCAUAUCGAGAAAGAAAUACUUAUAAAUGGAGAAUACCUUCAAGAUCACAUAUUAUUUUUUCCAAAUACAUGUACCAGCAUAUGUAGUUUACUUUGAUGUGAUUCAUCAUUAACCUGAUGAAACUACUAGACUGUAUUGUACUACGAUGCAUAAAACACCCGGAUACUUUUCUAGCUUUGAUUUAAUAAAACACGUAUAAACCUCGACUAUGAAAGUUUCAAGGUACUUUAUAAAAAUAAGUUUCCAAUCAAUAAUACUUCAAAGAUUGUUAACUGACAACACUGUUAACCUCUGUUUGUCUGAUGAAACGUUCCAGGGUCUUGGGUACCUACCAAGGUCAAUUCCUCAAUUCAUAAUUUCAGGAAAAACUGGGACUUUCAAGAAAAGAUACUUUCUUGUAUUGAUCUUAACAAGCAGUUAGGACAGCGGGGAGGCGGGACUCACAUCGCAACGUUAUGACGUGCGAUCUUGAAGCUCCAAGAUCGCCGUCGAUAUUUCUGUUGCUGGAUGGUCCUUUUGGACCUAAACCAUCCCAUAGAGAGGGGGAUAGAGAAGGGCACAUCCUGCUGAUCCUAGGGACAUCCCAAAGUCCCUGGUAGAUCCAGGAGAAGCCCUUUUUUCUGGCGAUAGAGAAACAUCCAUUAAAGCUGCUGAAGGUUGAGACAGCUCCAGAAACGGAAAGCAAGCUGGAGAGAAAGUGUGUCAAAUUAGUGAGAUAAUUUUUAUUAUUAGAUGAGAGAACACCCCAAAAGAUUAAAAGUAAAGUUAAAAUUGAAGACAGAAGAGGUUAAGUGGUGAGAUUAAGCCUGUGUCAAACUUAGUGUGUUAUUCAUUAGAUAAUCUUGUACAAAGUAAGACAUUUCAAGGACUCUGAACUUGUUUAUUGAAAAUGAUGGUGGGAUGAGCACGGAUUGUUUAUACAGGUGCUCCUCUGGGUACUAUCAAUAGUUGGACUGGAGUGAAAAGCUUGGAGUUGAAAGAUUGCAGUUAACUUUGUUUUGGAAAAGAGCCUUGGAUUCUAUAUAAUGGCAGUGUUUACUAUUUGAAGGAAAAGAUCAGUACAGAUGAUGUUGCAGCAGGAAAAAGAAAAGGAAGA
Molecule: messenger RNA, 2217 nt
Organism: Thamnophis elegans (Western terrestrial garter snake)
Lineage: Eukaryota; Metazoa; Chordata; Lepidosauria; Squamata; Natricidae
Gene: APOH
Product: apolipoprotein H
Exons: 8
Coding region: 53-1093 (346 amino acids)
Source: RefSeq, a predicted model, not a curated record